CCAGUUCAUCCUUGCCAGCAUGCAGAAACCUGAGGGGCUGCCCCAGAUCACAGAUGUGGUGCUGGACAAGCCCUGUGUACCUUCACAGGCCCACAAGACCCCACUGCGGGCGCUUGACCCCAUCCGCCUCAGCGGUAUGAACUGCAGCCCUGACUUCACCCCCUCCUUCGCCAACCUUGGGCGGCCCGUCAUGGGCAACCGGGGCCUGCCCUCAGGCUUGGGUCCCCGCCGCUCCCAGCCCAGCCAGAGGAAGGAACCUCGCAAAAUCAUUGCCACUGUGUCCCUCAAUGAGGACGUCAAGCUGAACAAGGCCGAGAAGGCCUGGAAACCCAGCAGCAAACGUGCCUCUGAGGAGGAGGAUCCUGAGAACAUCAAGACGCAGGAACUGCUCCGCCGCGUCCGCAGCAUCCUCAACAAGCUGACGCCCCAGAUGUUCCAGCAGCUGAUGAAGCAGGUGAUGGAGUUGUCCAUCGACACGGAGGAACGGCUCAAGGGUGUCAUCGACCUCGUCUUCGAGAAGGCCAUCUCGGAGCCAAACUUCUCUGUUGCCUAUGCUAACAUGUGCCGUUGCCUUAUGGGGCUCAAAGUGCCCACAACAGACAAGCCCACAGUGACUGUGAACUUCCGCAAGCUGCUGCUCAACCGCUGCCAGAAGGAGUUCGAGAAGGACAAGGACGACGACGAGAUCUUUGAGAAGCGGCAGAAGGAGAUGGACGAUGCCAGUGCUCCCGAGGAGAAGGCGCGCAUGAAGGACGAGCUGGAGGAGGCACGGGACAAGGCCCGCCGGCGAUCCCUGGGCAACAUCAAGUUCAUUGGAGAGCUCUUCAAACUGAAGAUGUUGACAGAGGCCAUCAUGCACGACUGUGUGGUGAAACUGCUCAAAAACCACGAUGAGGAGUCUCUUGAGUGCCUUUGCCGCCUGCUUACCACCAUUGGCAAGGACUUGGACUUUGAGAAGGCCAAGCCCAGGAUGGACCAGUACUUCAAUCAGAUGGAGAAGAUCAUCAAAGAAAAAAAGACAUCAUCCCGAAUCCGUUUCAUGCUGCAGGAUGUCAUUGACCUCAGACGGAAUAGCUGGGUGCCGCGGCGAGGAGACCAGGGCCCCAAAACCAUUGACCAGAUCCACAAGGAAGCAGAGAUGGAGGAGCAUCGGGAACACAUCAAAGUGCAGCAGCUCAUGUCUAAAGACAAGAGGAGAGGACCCCCCGGGCCAUCCUCCAGCGGCCGUGGGAGCCUAGUUGCGGACGAUGGCUGGAACACGGUGCCCAUCAGCAAGGGCAACCGGCCCAUCGAUACCAGCCGGCUAACGAAGAUCACCAAGCCUGGAUCCAUCGACUCCAACAACCAGCUCUUUGCGCCAGGUGGGCGGCUGAGCUGGGGCAAAGGCAGCAGCGGAGGCUCUGGCGCCAAGCCUGCAGAUUCAGCAUCUGAUUCAGGGCGACCGGCCACGAGCACCUUGAACCGCUUCUCAGCGCUCCAGCAGUCGCCCCCUGCCGAGAGUCCGGAGUCCCGCCGCGUGGUGCAGAGGAGCAGCUCCAGCCGCGACAGGUCAGAGAAGGCUGGGGACAGAGGGGACCGGGAGUCACGUUCGGAGAAGGGCAGCGACCGCCUGGAGCGUCCCGACCGGGGGGAACGGGCAGACAGGAACAGGUCUGCCCUCACCAAGAGGAGCUUCAGCAAAGAGACAGAGGACAGGAGCCGAGAACGGGAGAAGCAGGGCGGCCCCGAGGCCGUGCGCAAGGCUGCUAGCAUGACGGAGGAACGGGACAGGAGCAGAGAGACCAUUAAGCAAGAGCCGGCACCUCUGGCAGCAUCCCCCAAGCCUGCGCUGUCGGAUGAGGAGCUGGAGAAGAAAUCCAAGGCGAUCAUAGAGGAAUACCUGCACAUCAAUGACAUGAAGGAGGCCCUGCAGUGCGUGCAGGAGCUGGGCAGCCCCUCCUCGCUCUACAUCUUCGUGCAGAAUGGCAUUGAGUCCACGCUAGAGAGGAGCACCAUCUCCCGCGAGCACAUGGGGGUCCUGCUGUGCCAGCUGGUGAAGGCAGGCACGCUCUCCAGGGAGCAGUACUACAAAGGGCUGCGGGAGAUCCUAGAGGUUGCGGAAGACAUGGAGAUCGACAUCCCGCACAUCUGGCUGUACCUGGCUGAGCUCAUCACCCCCAUCCUGCAAGAGGAAGGCAUCCCCAUGGAGGAGCUGUUCCGGGAGAUAACGAAGCCCCUGGUGCCCAUUGGGAAGGCCGCCACGCUGCUGGUUGAGGUGCUGGGCUUGUUGUGCAAGGGCAUGGAGCUGACUUCAGAGGAGUUGUGCAAGCAAAUGGACAAGCUGCUGAAGGAGAACCCGAACAACCAAAGAAUACACGACUGGAUCGAGGCCAACCUGAGUGAGCAGCAGGUCUCAUCCAACACAUUUAUCAGGGCCACCAAGACCCCAUUGGCUGGACUGACGCUGGAACCAGGACGGAACCCCUACCGCGUGGACGCCCUGGUCAUCCGCAACCAAGCCAAGCUGCUGCAGAAGUACCUGCGAGACGAACAGAAGGAGCUCCAAGCACUCUAUGCCCUGCAAGCCUUGGUGGUGAAGUUGGACCAGCCUCCCAACCUGCUGCGGAUGUUUUUUGAUGCCCUCUACGAUGAGGAUGUCAUCAAGGAGGAGGCUUUCUACAAGUGGGAGUCCAGCAAAGACCCGGCCGAGCAGCAGGGCAAAGGGGUGGCUCUCAAAUCCGUGACAGCCUUUUUCACCUGGCUCCGGGAAGCUGAGGACGAGUCGGACAACAACUGA
This is a messenger RNA of Pterocles gutturalis (yellow-throated sandgrouse), 2776 nucleotides long. RefSeq names its product eukaryotic translation initiation factor 4 gamma, 1 (gene EIF4G1). The record is from RefSeq and is a predicted model, not a curated record. The coding region runs from base 20 to 2776 and encodes 918 amino acids. Gene Ontology annotation, molecular function: mRNA binding; protein binding; translation initiation factor activity. Gene Ontology annotation, cellular component: eukaryotic translation initiation factor 4F complex. The transcript is spliced from 20 exons. NCBI's taxonomy places the organism in Eukaryota, Metazoa, Chordata, Aves, Pterocliformes, Pteroclidae.